Messenger RNA from Nelumbo nucifera (sacred lotus), 883 nucleotides. RefSeq names its product protein DESIGUAL 2. Lineage: Eukaryota; Viridiplantae; Streptophyta; Magnoliopsida; Proteales; Nelumbonaceae. The record is from RefSeq and is a predicted model, not a curated record.
UUUAUCAAUAGUCUAUAUAUCCUCUUCGGCUUUAUUCUCCUUUCCCAUGUCAUUCCAGUCCAACAAGAGAGCUCUCGCUCCUCGCUGAGUAAUUGUCAUAACAGAUUCGACAUCGUUUCUUUUCUCAUUGGGAGCUCCAGAUUUGGUAAAAUGGCGAGACCAGAAGCUGCUCUCAUCUGUCUCUUGAUCAUGGCUAUGGAUAUCACAGCCGGAAUACUUGGAAUCCAAGCAGAAAUUGAUCAGAACAAGGAGAAACAUAUAAGGCUGUGGAUUUUUGAGUGCAGAAACCCAAGUUAUGAAGCUUUCAAGCUGGGAUUAGUAGCAGCAGCCCUUCUGGCACUAGCCCAUGUUCUUGCAAACUUGAUUGGCGGGUGCGUGUGUAUUUGUUCCCAGAUGGAGUUGGAAACAGCUUCGGCUAACAAGCAAUUAGCAGUGGGUUGCCUCAUCCUCUCCUGGAUCAUAGUAGGCGUUGGAUUCUUGAUGCUGAUCAUAGGGACGAUGGCAAACUUGAAAUCAAGAAGGUCUUGCGGGAUCUCGCACCAUCACUUCCUGUCUAUCGGAGGGGUUUUGUGCUUCGUCCACGGACUAUUUUGCACUGCAUAUUAUGUUUCGGCCGCUGCAGCCAUCAAGGAGGAAGAAGCGUCCCAAAGGAGACAGAAUGUAUAAGUGUUUCUCUUCUAAAUUAUGUCGUCCUCUCCUCACCUUCAAUGAUGCAAUUCACUGGUCUUUUCUUAUCUGAACAAAAAUAACUGGUCUAACUUGACAUGUCUGUAACCCCAGAGAAACAAUUUGUUAACAUAAUUUUGCUUUUCGCUUCUUUACCUACCACAAAUUAAAGAAAUGUACCAUUAAUUUGGUAGAAUGUUGAGGAAAAUAAAAACAU